GCCCUUAAACACAAACCUCCCCGCCUGCAUGUUUAUGGGUGUGUCGGCGUCUGUUAGUCUGUUGGUUGACACGAAGGUUCGUCUGGAGUGAAAAUCCUUGUUGGAGCACAUCAGCAGUCAUGAGUUACGCUAUGUCCACUACAGUAGCUGUGACAGCUGGAGUGGUGCUGGUCUCAACAGCAGGUGUGCUGGGUUAUCUUUUCUUUAGCAGGAAAAGGAAACCACAGAUUACCCUGAUCAAUCCCUCUGAAAAAUACAAAUUGAGACUUGUAGACAAAGAGAUUAUAAACCAUGAUACCCGGAGAUUUCGGUUUGCCCUGCCAAGCCCCGAGCAUGUCUUGGGGUUACCAGUUGGCAAGCAUGUUUAUCUCUCCGCCAGGAUUGAUGACAAUUUGAUUGUGCGUCCCUACACACCAGUUUCCAGCGACGAUGACAAAGGAUAUGUUGACCUAGUUGUUAAGAUUUAUUUCAAGAAUGUGCACCCAAAGUUUCCUGAAGGAGGAAAGAUGUCCCAGUACCUGGAGAGUUUGAAGAUUGGAGACGUGAUCGACUUCAGAGGACCAGGAGGUUUGCUGGAGUACAAGGGACAAGGUCAGUUUGCCAUACAGGCUGAUAAAAAGGCCCCUGCUGAGAUCAAGACUGCCAGAACAUUAGGUCUUAUAGCUGGAGGAACAGGCAUCACUCCUAUGUUGCAACUGAUCCGGGAUAUAAUGAAGAACCCAAGUGAUGCAACUACUUGCAACCUGUUAUUUGCCAACCAGACUGAGAAGGACAUUCUGCUGAAGGAUGAUCUGGAGGAGAUUCAGGCAAGGCAUCCGGAUCGCUUCAAACUCUGGUUCACCGUGGACAGAGCACCUGCAGACUGGGAAUACAGCCAGGGCUUCAUCAAUGCUGAGAUGAUUCAGGAGCAUCUGCCACCACCCAGUGAUGACUGUAUGAUCCUCAUGUGCGGCCCACCUCCCAUGAUCCAGUUUGCCUGUAAUCCCAACCUGGACGAACUGGAUUACCAGCAGAGCCAACGCUUUGCCUAUUAGAAAUUUCUUGAUGUUCAGGGCCCAGGCCCAGGCCACACAUUCAUGUUUAAGCAAAUAUGGUAUUACAAAUGUGGUCUUGUGUAGAACAUAACCUUUUUAUGGAGGCUAUAUAAUCUUUAUUGAAUGCUUAAAGGGAUAGUUCACCCAAGAAUGAAAAUUCUCUCAUUAUUCACUCACCCUGAUGCCAUUCCAGAUG
Molecule: messenger RNA, 1230 nt
Organism: Myxocyprinus asiaticus (Chinese sucker)
Lineage: Eukaryota; Metazoa; Chordata; Actinopteri; Cypriniformes; Catostomidae
Product: NADH-cytochrome b5 reductase 3-like
Exons: 9
Coding region: 120-1034 (304 amino acids)
Cellular component (GO): mitochondrion
Molecular function (GO): FAD binding; oxidoreductase activity
Source: RefSeq, a predicted model, not a curated record